Siniperca chuatsi (mandarin fish) is the source of this 6769-nucleotide messenger RNA. Its product is annotated as complexin-2. Gene Ontology annotation, cellular component: SNARE complex; terminal bouton. NCBI's taxonomy places the organism in Eukaryota, Metazoa, Chordata, Actinopteri, Centrarchiformes, Sinipercidae. The record is from RefSeq and is a predicted model, not a curated record. Gene Ontology annotation, biological process: neurotransmitter transport; regulation of neurotransmitter secretion; synaptic vesicle exocytosis. Bases 318 to 722 code for a protein of 134 amino acids. The transcript is spliced from 4 exons. Gene Ontology annotation, molecular function: syntaxin binding.
CUGUGAGGUAAUAGUGCGCAGGAGGGGGUGGUAGUGGAGGUGGAGAGACACACACAGAGAGAGAGAGAGAGAGAGAGACGGGAUAUAGGACAGACAUCAAACGGAGGUUUGGCUGCAGACUGGUCGGGAUCCCUUUCGCCGCCUCGGUCGCUUCAGACGCAUCAGGUCCAAAAGAGAGUCACUGAAGACACUCAGCAUCACGACAGAGGAAGGGGAAAGUGAGAAGGAUCGCGACGCCCAGAGAUCCCAGGCUUGGUGGCUACAUGCUCAGUUCUCUUUGGUUUUGAGAAGAACAGCUAUACAAAUCAGCAGCAAUCAUGGAUUUUGUAAUGAAACAAGCUUUAGGUGGGGCCACCAAAGACAUGGGUAAGAUGUUGGGUGGGGAGGAGGAGAAGGACCCGGAUGCAGCCAAGAAGGAGGAGGAGCGGCAGGAGGCACUGAGGCAGCAGGAGGAAGAGAGGAAGGCCAAACACGCCCGCAUGGAGGCUGAGAGGGAAAAAGUACGGCAGAACAUCAGGGACAAGUAUGGGCUGAAGAAGAAGGAGGAGAAGGAGGCGGAGGAGAAAGCGGCCAUGGAGCAGGCCUGUGAGGGGUCACUGACACGCCCGAAGAAGGCGAUCCCACGGGGCUGCGGAGACGACGACGAAGAGGAGGAGGAGAGCAUCCUCGACACUGUCCUCAAGUUUCUGCCCGGACCCCUACAGGACAUGUUCAAGAAGUAAACUAACAAAACAAAUCAAACAAACCCUAAAUUCAGGGUCCAGUCUGGCCUGGGCUAGGCUGCGGGGCAAAGGGAGGCGGGGUCUUUGUGUCGGGGACUUUAGGUGGAAAGGGUUGGGAGAACUUUAAGUGUUGCAGGUUUAAGGAAAAGAGAGACUGGGGGAUUGGUUUGGGUAUUUGUGAGCAGGCAGGGUUUGAGUGUAGAUUUGGGGCAUGUAGAAGUCGGUGGGAACUAAAUGGAUUUGGGAGGGGGUUCUUGCCAAACUGUUAGAGGCUACACACUGCCUUUCUACAAAUCUUUUACUUUGUUCUUUUCUACUCCUCGACGAUUGCGUCAUUCUUCCCCCUUUUAUUUGCCAAAAUUGCUGUACAACCUUUCAACUGCCACAUAGCACAUUUCUUACAAUUAGUAUGUUUUUUGUCCUUUUCUUGUUAUUUUUACACAGAUUAAGAUCAGACAUUUUGAUUGGUUGGCCAUCAUCUGCUGCCAGGCAAUGGUGACCAAUGGAGAACAGUAUUUCCUUAAUGAAGCACAGUGGACGCUUCUGUUCUCUUGCUUCUGUGGUUUUUCAAAUGGCAUGUUUUCCAGUAGAUGGAGCAUGAUGUGUUUAUUUCAAUGGGUGUUUUCUACUUUUAUGAACCUGGUGUAGGUCUGUCUAAUGAAAAAAAAAAUAAUCUGCAUUUGAGUUUUUAGGACAUGUGCCUUCAUAUCAUCUCCUCCAGCAGAGGAACUGUAAAUGAGGGUUUCAUUUUGAAUCAAACAGGUGUACAGUUGUUGGUAGCAUGUAGGCAUGCGUUCACGGAUACAACAUCGGACACUUUUGGAAUAAUGUAUUCGAUAUAAAGUUGGCUAGUUGGCAUAUUUUGGGGUUUCCAGAAGCCAUUGUUCUAACUAGGUACUUCUGGAAAUCCCAGACCAAGUUUUGAAGGCCUGACAGUCCACAAAACUAUUUAAAAACAAAAUUUACUGUUAUCUGGCUACAUGUUUCCAAAGAACUGUUUGCUGAAUAAAAAGUUUUAUUUCCCUCCUACUUCCACCUCUAGUUUUACAAAAGCUAGACUUUCUAAGCCUGUCAGCUAGUUGAACUGCCAUCAUGCUAGAAAAGUAAAAUGUUAGAUCUUAAACAUGUUAAUAACUCAUGUCAAUAUAAGAAUUUUCAAUCACAAGUAUUUUGGAAUAGCUUUUAUUGAGCUCAAGGUAUCAUCCAUACAAGCAAACAAGACUAAUGUUACCUUGUUUGAAUCCCUUUUUAAAAAAUAAAUCACUGCUGUUUUGUCCAGAAAUUACAGAUUUACACAAAGCUCAAACCAAGUCAUCAGGAUUUGAGGUAGUGUGGUCUCCAUAGACAAUCAAAGCAUUGACCACUACUAAAUGUUGUCAUUUCCUGUCACACUAUCUAUAAUUGGUUCAAAGUGGGUUCUGCAUUAAGCACUUGAUUAACUGAUUGCUAUUAAGUGGCUCUUAAUUGAAUUUUGUUUUUCUUCUUCACACAUGAAUGCAAAUGCCAGGCAAAGUCUGGGGUAUUUUUAAUUAUUAAUUAUUACUUUUUGUGAAUGUGCUGCCAAUUUAUUUUAAUACAACCGAAAUUGUGAUUUAAUUCACAUUCCAGCUGAGCUCAUCAUUUAAUGCAUAACUUUAACUUGAUCAAAGUUCAUCACCAUCGAGACCAAAGAAAUACUGGUGAAACCUUACUAUUUCUUUUGUCACAGCUGAAACCAAGACGUGCAUGCUGAACCUGGUUUUUAUUGUACGUGCGAGGCCUGCAGGAGAAACGCAGCUGGCUUUUCAGCGUGUGCAUGCAUCCCAAAGACUACCGUUAAACUGAAACGAUACUCUCCUAUUUCCUCAAAAGUAUUCCAUGGUUAAAUAAAACUAGAUAAUUUAACUGUAGACUGAGAAAACUGGUUUGUGAGUUGUCGCAUUUCACUGUCCGAAAAGCUCACUUAGAGCUGAGUAUAUUCUGCAUCCUGCAUCUCUUAAUCCAACAAAAUAUCAUAGUGAUUUGUCAUACAGCAUUUAAGUUGAUGUAAUGUAAAUGGAAACAAUCUCUAUUUAGUGAAACUACCUUAAUAUAUGGACAUUUAUUGAUAAAACAAAGCAUGUUGGUUAUUCCUAAAUGAUCUGGUGGCUUUUCAGUGGUUAGUUAUGCGACAAUGUAUGAUUAAUACAUUGUUCCAUUAGGUUGUAAAUUAAAAAAAACAACUUUAAGGAUUAAUAAGACUAAUGAUGAAGUUGUCAUAAGCACUAUAAAACCAUUUCCUUAUUUUCAUUUUCUAGCUCAGAUAGGACUUUUCACUAGACAAAGCCAUAUUAUUUAGAUUGCAAUAAUUACUUAAAAUGAUAAAAAGAGAAUAUUUCAACAUUGAAAGUUAAGUGUCUCAUGUUUGUUUUCUGUAAAAAAUUUGAAAAAAAGAUAUUUGCAUAUCUGUUUGUAAAUCCUCACCGUUCUUGUAUCUUUAAACAUGUAUACUAAUGUAUACGCAAAGAAAAUGUAUGUAGAAAAAAGAAGCCAUUGUAAUAACUGUCUCAGUGUACUACAUGUUUACUGUAAGUGUGUGUGUGUGUGUGUUUAUAUGUAUGUGUCUUUCUACGUGUCUGUGAUGUGAGACCAUGUCGUUGAUUCAUAUAGUCCUGGUUUAUACUAAAUAAAUGUGUCUUUGAACUAUUUUGUGCACAGGCAGAAGCUAGGGCAGCUCCCUAGUUGUGCCAUAAAAAAAAAAAAAAAAAACUUAACACAUUCCGUUCAAAUGUUGAGCAUGCAAACGUUUGGUAGAGAAGAGAAUACACCAAAUGUCAAAAGACAAACAAAAUAGACAAUUUCCUGUUUCUGUAGGCGUCUCCAGGCAACAGAAUCUGUGCAUUGGAUCCAGAAAGAUCGGCUGUGCGAUGGGCUUGUUGAGUGUUCGAUGUUCUUUGUUGUCUGAGGUUUGGUGAAGCUUAAGACUGUGAUCGCACAGGAGCUUUGUUAUUCAGCUGAGACACAAAGGUCAUCUGUGAGCGUCGCUAGAAAAAACAACUCUAGCUGUGUCCCGGUUCUAUACUAUAAGUUUGUAGUUAUAGUAGUAGCUAGUAGUGCGUUCACCCAGGAAAUGUGACAAAAUUAAGUAUAGUCAAAGAUGCCAGUUUGCAGACUAAGAUCUCUUGCUUUGUGAGAUGCUGAAGGUAUUAAAUCUUUAGAAAAGCAUGCUGCUUGCUUUCUUAAGUUUUCAAAUUUAAAACUUGCAUUGGUGUUCAAAAGUCACAGUUUAGUUGACGUCUACAAAAGAUUUAGGUGAGUUCUUGCCAAAUUACAUAGUAGAUAAAUACAUACUGUAUACUUUUUAGUAUCAGCAUAUACUGUAGUGUGAAAUUGGGACACAGCUUCUGGUUGCUGAUUACAGUUUAACAUGAAAUACAAGCUUGUUACUCAGUCAUCGUAGUAUAUGGUCAGCAUAUUUCCAUGAUCGCUAACUCCAGUUCAUCCAAAUCUCGUAACACCACAAAUCAUGUGAAAAGUGGCAGCGGGAUUUUUCAUACCAAACAUUUACACUAAACACAAAGAUUUGAACCAAUCAGUUGAUCAACAGCAGUUGCAGUCUUCCGUCAAUAUCUACACUGGAUCCAUUGAGUCACAAUACUGACAACACUGCUGUAUACUGCUGUCACGUCGCAGCAGGCGUAUCCUGGUGUGUCUUGACACACACUCACACAUUUGACACAAACUAAUUGGCCAGACAAAAGUGAUCUGAACUAGUCCAUUCUCCAAGCGAUCAACAAACUAACUUGUGCCAGCCGGGCUAAAAAUCGUCCUUUGUGAUAACAGUUUCAAGACAUCAACUCUGAGAUUAACUGAAGGCCUGAAGGCUUUUAAAAAGAAAAUGGGGAACGUGCAAUUAAAAACUAAUUUGAUACUGCAACUAAAAUGCUUUUUUGAUAACCUAGGUAUAUCCAUUUUGAUUUCAAUGUAAAAUACAUCAUGCAAAUUAUCAUGUCUAUAUAAGAGACCAACCUGCAGAGAGAUUUAUUUUGAUGCAGUCGCUUUGCUCAUCAUCAUAAACUAACCAGCCACGUUGGAGUAAUGCAUGAGGGUCAGCCACAUAGAUUAAAAUGGUUGCAGUGCAGAAAUGUAUGUUUUUUAGUGCGGUGUGCUUUGUUUGAGUUGUCUGGGGAGAAUCACCUUUUUAUUUAUUUAUUACAUUAACACAGGGAUUCCCACAAUUCCUCCUGCACCCAAGGCCAGGCCAGGUUUACCUACAGCACGUGGAUUAAGUAUAUUCAGGCCUUGUAUCUCCCAGGACAUAAAUCCUGGACUAGGCUUAAUUCAUGGGCCCUCCAUGGAAACUACAGCCAUACACCCUCUGUAUGUAAAAUAGUCUCUCAGCGGGACUCGUCUCGAGGCGUCACAGCAUGUGAACUGCCUUUGAAAAGGGCUAUUACCAUGUCAUCUGUAUAUGAGGUUAGUCGUAACUCAUCUGUCGCAUUUGUGCUUGUCUUGGCGUGAAGUUGUUGUUUUAAUUCUGGUUGCAUGAGAUACUUCAGUGUGGAAAACUGUGUUUAUGGAGCCGCUGUGGCUUUUCAGUUUAGAUAAAUCCUUGGUUUGAUAGGCAAAAGCAAUUGUUUCUCUAAGGGGUUAUAAACAAUAAGGAUUAUUUUACAUGGAAUAUAUAAACUGUAUAUUUUCCUAAGCUUCCACAGAAGUAGAUGUGGGUGAAUGAGAGAGAUGAAAACUGCAAGUGUAGAUUUUGACAUGAAAGGCCUCAAAGACAUUAAACUACAUCAAAUCCUGGCUGGUGUUUCUCUAAAACGUCUGAGCUCAAAGGCUACCAUUGAUGGGAUGGUUUUAGGGGAAACUAGAGAUUGCAACACAAAAAAUGGAUUAUCAAAGCAUCUUCUGUUGUCAGGAGCCCAGAAACAUUCAGAAUGGCUUGGAACUGCCAUUCAAAACCACAGUUCGUCCUCUCCUUUAAAAAGCAAAUACUCGCCAUUAGGUUUGGUGAUAUCUCUCAUGACUAUUUCAAUAUAUCAGCACAAAAGAAUUUAUACUGGCAGUGUGCAAAUGACAUGCCAUAGAUGUUUACUUCUUAAACAUAACUUUAUGAAAUGCAAUGAGCUAUUGAAAUGGAGAGAACAUUUUAGAAUAAAAACUUAAUAUACGAAUAUUAUUGUAACUGCUGAUUCCUGCCAGUAAAUCCAGAAGUGAAAGUUAACGUGUCUUGCUCGGUGAAUGUUUUACCGAGACGUCUGGUUAAGAAGCUUGUCACCACGUUUACGUUCCCUCCAGUGGAAGUUGAGAUUUUGGUGAGCUCUCAUUAGUGAGCACAAGUGUUACUGUGAAGAGAAACUCUCUGAAUACAUUCCAGUCUUUUUGGCAUUUGCACUAGAAUACGUUGAAAUGUUACACUAACAAUGGUUAUGGCAUCUAAGGAGUCACCACUAUCAAUUACCUGUAUUUUUUUUCUCCGUCUGCCAGCCCACUAAGCGGUAAAGUAGAAAGAUAUGAGAGGUAAAAAAUGUUGUCACAACCGUAGUGACCGGGGUUCAAUACCUGGCAGCAAUCCCUUUAGUUUGGUCAUUUGUGCCAACCAACACAAUUGCCGAUGUUCACAGGUUUGCUGAUGAUGUGACCUGGUCGCUGCACUAGAUCUCUUCACUUUCCGGUGAAGCAACUGGAGACCCCAUGUGGAGGGGCUGGAAUUGACAUGGACUAUGGUAAACAGUGGAAACUGGUGACAACAAAAUUUGGAAGGAAAUGGGGGAAACAAUAAAAAAAAAAUAAUAAUAAUAAUAACGGAUUAAAAAGGGAUACACAACUGAAAAAGGGAAUGGAUUUUUAUUAAAGUUCCUACAAUUGAAUCAAGAGGGUUUUUCAUUUUAAUUCAGGGUAAAAAAUAUUUCAGGGUGCAGAGGUUAAGAAUGUAAAAUAUGAGUUCUUAUGCUAUUUUUUCCUUAAUUGCAUGUCAUAUACUCUGUGGAGCCCAAUCACUGUAAAACUGUCUCAUUGAUGGAACUGAAUCAUUCUUUUUGGAAAUUAAAUGCAUAAUACUAAUAAAAAAAAAGGUUUAAUAAAAA